Molecule: messenger RNA, 945 nt
Organism: Rhinolophus ferrumequinum (greater horseshoe bat)
Lineage: Eukaryota; Metazoa; Chordata; Mammalia; Chiroptera; Rhinolophidae
Product: olfactory receptor 5F1
Exons: 1
Coding region: 1-945 (314 amino acids)
Biological process (GO): sensory perception of smell; G protein-coupled receptor signaling pathway
Cellular component (GO): membrane
Molecular function (GO): odorant binding; olfactory receptor activity; G protein-coupled receptor activity
Source: RefSeq, a predicted model, not a curated record
AUGACCAAAACAAAUUAUACUUUGGUGACUGAGUUCAUCCUGUUGGGAUUAACAGACACGCUGGAGCUACAGAUUAUCCUCUUUUUGCUCUUUUUUGUGAUUUAUACACUUACAGUUUUGGGGAAUGCUGGGAUGAUCUUCUUAAUCAGGGCUGAUCCCCGACUUCACACACCAAUGUAUUUCUUCCUCGCUAACCUGUCCUUUGUGGAUAUUUGUUACUCUUCCACCACAACCCCAAAGAUGCUGGUGGAUUUAUUGUCAGAGAAGAAAACCAUCUCCUUUGCUGGAUGCUUUCUGCAGUUGUACUUCUAUAUCGCCUUGGCCACCACUGAAUGCAUCCUCUUUGGGUUAAUGGCCUAUGACCGUUACGUGGCCAUAUGCAACCCUCUCCUUUACUCCUUGAUCAUGUCCAGGACAGUCUGCCUUAAGAUGGCAGCAGGGGCUUUUAUGGCAGGAUUGUUAAACUCCAUGGUUAACACAAGUUAUGUAAGCAGCUUGCCAUUCUGCCGUUCCAAUGUCAUCCACCACUUCUUCUGUGACAGCCCUCCACUUUUUAAGCUCUCCUGUUCCGACACACACCUGGAUGAAAGCAUCUUUUCCACUUUCGCUGGUGUGAAUAUGGUGGGGGCUCUGCUAGUCAUCUCCAUCUCCUACUCCUACAUUCUCUUCUCCAUCUUUCGUAUUCAUUCAGGGGAGGGGAGGCGCAAAGCAUUCUCAACGUGUGCUUCUCACCUGACAGCUAUAAUUCUGUUCUAUUCCACCACCAGCUAUACUUACCUGAGACCUAGUUCCAGCUACUCCCUGAGUCAGGACAAAGUGGCUUCAGUGUUCUACACAGCGGUGAUCCCCAUGUUAAAUCCUCUGGUUUACAGUCUCAGGAAUAAAGAAGUAAAGAGUGCUUUAGGGAAUGUAAUUACCAGGAGAAAGAUUCCUUCAUUUCGGUGA